Molecule: messenger RNA, 1508 nt
Organism: Gadus macrocephalus (Pacific cod)
Lineage: Eukaryota; Metazoa; Chordata; Actinopteri; Gadiformes; Gadidae
Product: methylmalonic aciduria and homocystinuria type D homolog, mitochondrial-like
Exons: 7
Coding region: 34-918 (294 amino acids)
Biological process (GO): cobalamin metabolic process
Cellular component (GO): mitochondrion
Source: RefSeq, a predicted model, not a curated record
GUGGAAAAACAACUAAAAGAAGGACAGACCGGGAUGUCUACAAGGGUGCUCUGUGGUAGGGCCAGGAUGGCGGUCUGCCAGACGGCUGGACUCCAGGCCGUAAGAGCCAUCAGACUGGGACGAACCAGGACCUUUUCCGGGGCCAGCUCUGAUGAACCGUAUAUCGCAGUUUCACAAGCCCAAUCAGGGCCCAGCACUGUAUGGCCCGACGAGAAGAUGGGCCCCUUCGGACCACAGGACCGCCGCUUCCAGUUGCCAGGCAACACAGGGUUCGACUGUCACCUGGAAGGCGUGGGCAACCAGAAGCUGUUCCCGCUACACCGAACGGUGCCGGAUGUACUGAGCGCGCCCACUAGUGGCGAGCGGCACGAGUUUGUGCUGGCGCAGUUUGUCAGCGAGUUCCAGACCAAGGAGGCGAACUUGUCGUUGAGAAUGCGCAAGGCCGAGCAGUACUUUGAACAAAUGUCCACCGACUGCACUGUGAACUCCUGCCCAGAGCUGCUGAGGAAAGAUCUCGACCUGUACUUCCCCGCAGUGCCCACCGGGGGCAUCACCGUUGUCACAGUAACGCAGCGAAAUGAGAGGCUCAGCGGGCCGCAGGAGAGCGGAGACCAGCUUCUCGGUCAAUUUGUGACCGGCGCCAAAGAAAUGUGCUUCGCUCUGUGGACUGCGGGCUACUGGGCCGACUUCAUUGACCCCAUGACCGGAGCGGCCUUCUUCGGAUCGGUGCUCCCGACCUCGGUGGUCGCCGAGGGCGACCGGCGGCACCAGGGCUUCCAGAUCGAGGCGUCGGGCUCGUGCACGGUGAUCCGUCACGUGCUCAGGGGAACGCCGGUGUUCGUGGGGACGGUGUUCACCAACGCGCCGACCUACAGCUCCACCGUCGCACGACUCAGGGGACUCGCAAACGCACGCUGAUCGGACGGGGAUGGCGUCGCGCAGCGGAGGAAAAAUGUCUGGGGAAAAAAAAAUAUCGGAAAGUCGGAACAUCCGACUUGGGGUUCUCCGGUCAUGGACAUGAGACCCAGGUGCACGUCUUUUUGGAUAUUUUUCGAACUCUUGUUUUUAUAUGCUGUACGUUAGGUGCAUCCGAUUAAAAACAACCUGGGUUGAGCCGUGAUUGUAAACUGUAAUGCAACUUGUAGCGAGGUCGGGAAAGUUUUUUUUAUUAAGUUUAAGUUGUGGAAUGGUAUUUUUUGUCUUAUUUAAAAUCAGAUUUGGUUGUUAUCUUAUCGGAUUCACAGAUGAAAACCCUGGCUGUUCUCAGUGUUUUUUCGCCGCAGUCACGAGAUUUGAUUUUCCGAUUGUUUAUUUCCAAUGAGUAAAUUGGAUUUGAGAGGAAAAGGAAAUCCAUACAGCCUCUUCACUGACUAGUAUGGAGACAGUCAAGUUAUGCAGUUUGUAAUAUAUAUUGUUCAUCAUUUUAUAUCGUCUGUCAAUAGCCCUUCUGGAACCCACACUUGUCAUUUCUCAACAUUACUAAAAGUAAAGUUUUAUUUUUUUGUCUG